This is a messenger RNA of Didymodactylos carnosus, 591 nucleotides long. NCBI's taxonomy places the organism in Eukaryota, Metazoa, Rotifera, Eurotatoria, Philodinida, Philodinidae. The record is from the annotation of a GenBank genome assembly.
GCCGAAAGUCAUAGGAUUUUCUAAGAUUCUGUUAGAAACCUAAAUAAACUUAAGUGAAACCCUGGUAGGAUCCUAGCAUUUUAGGAUCCUGCUAGGAAGUUAUUAGGUGGAUCCUAAAUGUUAGGGUCCUGUAAGAGAUUCUAUUAGGAAAUAGACAGGAAGUGCGUAGGAUUUUGUCUAGGAUAGUUCAGGUUCAUUCAAGUAUUCUAAUAACGAGAACUAAAUUAAUUAAUUUGGUCACUUAAGAACGUUGAAAGAAUAGGUCAGAAAUAUUUUUAGUUUUGAUUUACGAAAUUAGUGUAAUCAACACAAUGAUGGCUAGCAGCUGCACGUCGCUCUUGCACCCUUCUAUACAACUGAUAAUGUUAAUAAUAUUUUAGUUGUUUUACAACUGAACAAUUGCUUCAACAAACUUGGGUAUCAACAUAUUUACAAAUUCAUGCUACAUACAAAGUUAUCUGGAACGAAUUACCACUUUUGGUGUUUGGAUCACCAAAUACAGAUCGUCUUUUCAAACCAUUUACUAUUGCUUUAGUUUCUUAUGAUAAGAAUGCCAAAUGUCAUAAUCAAUUAUAUAAUCUCACUGAUUAA